AUGGCUUCUGUAACAGAAGAGACCAAUCAACAACUUAAACAAGGGAUGCGGAUCUGUGAUUGUUCGAACUGCCGCCCAGAGGAAGCUGAGGCUCUGUGGCUUGCCCAACCCGCUCUCACUUCUGCCAACUUUGACGAAGCCUUGUCAAUGGACAAAGCCAGCCUUAUUGCUCUUGUUGCAGCGCUCCCUGCAGCGGCAAUCCCUCCCCGGCCGGAACCACGCCCAGUGUCUUUCACAUGUGGAAAAAAUGACACCAUCAAGUCCUCGAAGUCACUCAAAGCACUCGCCGACCGGUUCUACAAAAACUUUACCUCUUUUUUUCGCAAAGUCAUGAUUUGGCCUUCCAAUCUGGGACCAGAUGACUACUUCGGACGCGAUUUAGCCUGGGACCUCGUCAAAAACAUCGACUUAUUCACACAGCCCAGCGACUUCGCGGCCGUACUUGCGAGUGAGUCCUUGGUUGGCCAAUUCGAUUGUUUGUUUUCAACUUUCCUGCAGUGGAAAGUUGAUUAUGAUACCCACGCGGCGUUUACAGAAGCUAUUGCCCGCCGAAAAGCCGCCAUGCGAACAACUCAUACAAAAACGGUGCAAUCGGUCAAGGGUGCUCUACUUGGCAAAACGCGCCAAGAUGCCAAGAAGAAAGCAAAGGUGGCUCAGCGCGAAAGUCAGAAACAGCAGGUCGCUAUGAAAAAGGCUGCGUGUGAAGCUCUACGCUCACAGGUCGCAAAGGCCAAUGUGGGAUCAUUGGCAGGUUCAAGUCAAGCGACUCUAAACGCAAAGACACAGGCUGGCCGCCCAUCGAUUGCCAUGUUGGCUCAAAGUGCCCAACGCGGGCACCAGACUCAGUCAUCUGCUCACAGCACUGCCCAAGCUCAAACGUGUCCCAAUGUGGGUAAGCGAACGGCAGAUGAUCCACCUACUAUGGUGGAUCCGAAAAGACAGAUGUCUCUGAAUUACUGUGACCUAACCGCCAAAUAUUCACCACCUGAUCCGGAGGGCGCGCGGCGCAACACUUACCCAGGUUCCCUUCGGCGUACCUCAGGAACGCCAGCAUGGUUGGGGUGGUUAUUGCGUGAAGGUUUGACUGGUAAACUAUCUUGUGACCUGAUUGCCAUUUGA
Messenger RNA from Melampsora larici-populina 98AG31, 1119 nucleotides. RefSeq lists its product as uncharacterized. The record is from RefSeq and is a predicted model, not a curated record. Lineage: Eukaryota; Fungi; Basidiomycota; Pucciniomycetes; Pucciniales; Melampsoraceae. The transcript is spliced from 2 exons. The coding region runs from base 1 to 1119 and encodes 372 amino acids.